CAACUCUUGCCCGGACUCACCCGCUCUGCAUCCACGUCCCACACGGUCUGACACAGAGGAGUGAGACGGCUCAACGAGCACGAAGCGCAGAGUGAGAGGAGAGGUGGAACAUUUACGCAGAGCCUUUUUAGUUUGGAUUGUUUUGGCGCGUUUUUAAAGUCCACCUUGGAUAGUUUUGGGCCACAUUUCUCUGCACUCUUGGAUUUUGUAUUAAUUUCAGCACUUAAAUGGCAGCUCUGACUGUGAUGUCCUCGCACCUGUUCCUGAUGAUGUUAAACUGUUACCUGGGUGCUGCAUCGGUCAGGGUCAUGAAACGGGGCUCUUGGAGCGCACAGGACAGUAGCUUUCUCCAGUCCUCGUCGGACCCGUUCUCAGAUGACCUGGAUCAGGACAUGGUCUCCCAGCACAUGUCCAAACUGUACGAGAGAUACAACAGGGAAAACCACCUCAGAGAGGGAAACACUGUCAGGAGUUUCAGAGCCAGCCAAGACUCUUCUGACCACAGGAUGGUGUAUCGACUAAACUUUACAACGCUCCAGGAAUCAGAGGUCAUCCUCUCUGCCACAUUCCACUUCCUGCUCGAUCGGCGCCCACAUCAAAAACCCUGGUUCUGUAAACGCUUCAAGAGCCCAUCCUGUCAUUCCUCAGCCAUCCACCCUUCUCCGUCCAUCAGCCUGCUCCUUCGCUCUGUUUCCUCUGGGUCAGAGGUGAGAUCUGGGUCAAUGGGGUCAUUUCUAGGCAAUGUGACCUUCCACCCCCACAGGAGAGGGGUGUGGCAGAUGAAAGAUGUGACCCAGGUCAUAAAGGAGGCACGGGACAAGGGUCAUCUCCUGGUGUCAGUGGAGUUUGACUUAGGACAGCAGUACCAGAGGAAACCAGAGGAGGAGCUGUCGGCUGGCAACCUGCCCUACCUGUUAAUGUAUGCUAAUGACCAAGCCUUGGCAGAGCCCAACAGCGUGGCUGCAAGCCUUCAGAGAUAUGACCCUUUCAGUGAGGGAGGAGAACCCUCACAUUCCUCUCGGCUGCUACACAGACCUAACUCCUCUCCAGAGUCGAAGGGACGUGUGAGGAGGGAAGCAACUCUGCCCUCUGACCCCAUCCAGAGCAAUGAGCUGCCCGAGGUUGACUACAGGCCUAAUGGAUACAGGAAAGACAACCUCUGGGAGAGCACUUGGUACCUCAAACCCAAGCCUAAAUCAGGGAGGAAGGAGAAGAAGAGAAAGAGUCAGGAGGAAAAAGGAGUGGAGGAAAGUAGAGGAGCGCAUGAUAGAGAAGAACCUCAGAUGCUCAAAGAAGAAGAGGGAACAUCACAUGGGCUCAAACCUGAGGACGCACCUGUGAAAAAAUUCAAAGACAGUCGCACGCUGACGGUUGGUGACGGACAAAAACAUGAGCGGAGAAAUGCGGGAAAGGAUGGAAAAAAGCACAAGGGGAGCUCUAAGACUCAGUCGCCUGUCCUGAGUUUUGAUGAACAAACAAUGCGUAGUGCCAGGAGGAGGCAAUGGGGCAACACCCACCACAGAGGCUGCUCCAGGAGGAACCUCAGGGUGGAUUUUGCAGAUAUUGGCUGGAGUGAUUGGGUCAUAGCACCCAAGGCCUUUGAGGCCUACUACUGCGCCGGUACAUGUGGAUUUCCCGUGCCCAAGGUGGCGAGGCCAUCUAACCACGCCACAAUCCAGAGCAUAGUCCGAGCCGUUGGGAUCAUCCCUGGGGUUCCUGAGCCCUGCUGUGUCCCAGAAAAGAUGAGUCCUCUGGCCGUGCUCUACAAGGAUGAAUCCAGGAAUCCAGUGCUCAAGGUUUAUCCCAAUAUGUCCAUCCAGUCCUGCUCCUGCAGAUAGGAAGGGGAGGAGGACAAAGUAAGGUGGAUGUGGAGAGAAACAGAAAACAGGAUUAAUGGGUACAGAACCAUACCUCUGUUUGUUGAGUGGUUUCUUGACACUGAGAAACAAAGUCACUUUGGCCGUCGUUAUCCCUUGAGGAACAUAGGCUGUAGAGAAAUCACUUCCAUCUCUUUUGUCCUGCGGCAGCAGACUUGAAGAGACUCAUUGUCUGGCGUCUGCCUUAGCAAGAGGAACAGAGUCACACAUGUAAAGUCAGGGCUCCACAUUUUAUAAGAAGCCCAGUUGUUUUGAUUCUGUGUUUGAGAUAAUAUGGAGGAUUUCAUGGACAUGAGCAUUUAAGAGAUGUUUUCCUUUUAUCUCAGAAUAUAUACUGGUUUUACAAAAAGCUCACAGUGAGUUUGUGUUCGUGUUUUCUUUGGACACAGAGGCUAUGAAUAUAAGACUUUAUCAAUGUGUCAUCGGGCAGCUUACACAGCAACAUACAGAUGAGAGAUUAUGAAACAUAGUUCUACAUUUGUACAUACUGUGUCCAGCUGUUCUUACUUUGAAGGUAAUCAUACGCCACAGUGUACAUACAUGAAACGUUAAUUUGUGUGCAAGACAGGAAGGUUAUUGUACAUUCUUGCUCUGUAUAUCUUAAAAAGAAAGUAUCAAAUGAAUUGUAGAGAGCAUCUGGAAUUCAUUUACACCGACCACCCCAUCAAAAAUGUUAUAAUGAAACCAGAAAUAUUUUUCUAUUUUGAAUGUGAAACUUGGUUAAAAAUAAUUUGUCUUGGUAACUAGGUUAUGUAUUACUAUAUUUUAGAUGAGAUGGUAUUUUGUACAUGUGUAUUGUUUAA
Molecule: messenger RNA, 2680 nt
Organism: Xiphias gladius (swordfish)
Lineage: Eukaryota; Metazoa; Chordata; Actinopteri; Istiophoriformes; Xiphiidae
Gene: gdf10a
Product: growth differentiation factor 10a
Exons: 3
Coding region: 228-1838 (536 amino acids)
Biological process (GO): SMAD protein signal transduction; BMP signaling pathway
Cellular component (GO): extracellular region
Molecular function (GO): cytokine activity; growth factor activity
Source: RefSeq, a predicted model, not a curated record